Cladophialophora psammophila CBS 110553 is the source of this 1008-nucleotide messenger RNA. RefSeq lists its product as uncharacterized. Gene Ontology annotation, cellular component: PML body; cytoplasm. Bases 1 to 1008 code for a protein of 335 amino acids. Gene Ontology annotation, biological process: double-strand break repair. Gene Ontology annotation, molecular function: 5'-tyrosyl-DNA phosphodiesterase activity; single-stranded DNA binding. The record is from RefSeq and is a predicted model, not a curated record. Lineage: Eukaryota; Fungi; Ascomycota; Eurotiomycetes; Chaetothyriales; Herpotrichiellaceae. The transcript has a single exon.
AUGGAUCCCAAAUUGAAGAAGAUCAUCGAGCUCAUCGAGUCAAAGAAGAAACCAUCGCAUCCUUGGAAUCGACAGGAGAGAGUGAAUCAGCCCUACUUCUCCUUCUCGCCCGAGCCGGCUUCAUGGCAGCCUGUCACUCCGUCCAAGAGCGCUAUACAAGGAGCAAACCUCUCGGGAUUUAUGCUCCUAUCAUGGAAUAUUGACUUUAUGCUCCCGUUCACCGACGAACGGAUGCGGGCUGCUCUCAAGCACCUACGAUCUCAUGUCGAGGGCACUUCGCUCCCUAGUGUUGUCAUGCUGCAAGAGAUGCUGGAGACCGACCUGGCCCUGCUGCAAGCCGAGCCCUGGAUUCGAAGCAACUACCACUUGACCGAUCUAGAUAAUAAGUACUGGGAAUCGGGCCACUAUGGUACCUGUACCCUCGUUCCAAAAGUCUUGCCCAUCACUUCCGUUUUCCGUGUCCAUUACGAGCAGACCGUCAUGGAGAGAGACGGGUUAUUUGUCGAUGUGGAUUUUGGCAACAGCCAGAUUAUCCGCAUCUGCAACACGCAUCUGGAGUCGUUGAUCGCAGAUCCGCCAAAGAGACCUCACCAGCUAGCAACGGCCGCAACGUGGAUGCAUGACCCGGAGGCAAGCGGCAGCGUCCUCGGCGGAGAUCUGAAUGCAAUCCAGGACUUUGACAAGACACUCCAUUCGGACAACAAUCUCUCUGACGCCUAUCUGACACUUGGGGGGAAGGAGGACACCGACGAAGGAUAUACCUGGGGCCAAAUGGCUCCGACAAGGCUGAGGAACAUGUUUGGGUGCAGUCGAAUGGACAAGUUGUUCUUCUGUGGACAGCUCAAAUGCGAGAAAUUCGAGCGUUUCGGCAUGGGUGUUGAAGUGGAAGAAGAGGGCGUUAAGCAGGCUUUAGUCAAGGACGAAGGAAUGGAGGCAGGCUGGGUCACUGACCACCUGGGCGUGAAAGCUGAAUUCAGUGUCGAUAAGGCGGCCAGCUCAAAGAUCUGA